This is a messenger RNA of Cynoglossus semilaevis (tongue sole), 1594 nucleotides long. Its product is annotated as cAMP-responsive element modulator. Lineage: Eukaryota; Metazoa; Chordata; Actinopteri; Pleuronectiformes; Cynoglossidae. Gene Ontology annotation, biological process: regulation of transcription by RNA polymerase II. Gene Ontology annotation, molecular function: DNA-binding transcription factor activity, RNA polymerase II-specific; RNA polymerase II cis-regulatory region sequence-specific DNA binding. The record is from RefSeq and is a predicted model, not a curated record. The transcript has 3 exons. Bases 423 to 743 code for a protein of 106 amino acids. Gene Ontology annotation, cellular component: transcription regulator complex; nucleus.
AUAAUAUUUUAUGAGUUAUUCAAAACAUAAGUCUGGUGAGGAUGUUUCUGGAGUACAACGAGUGGUUUUGAUUUAAAAAAAUGAUUUUUGUUCUUUGUUCAUUUUUGGGUUGUUGUUGUUUUUUUUACAUUUUAAACAUAUCCAUGUACAACAAGCCAUACUCAGAGACAGGCUGCAGUCAUGCUGAAGAUAAUCCCUCCCCAAAGGCAAACACCAGAGCCCCUGACUCAUAGUUCUGUGAGAGAGCAAAGCAUACUGUUGACAUCAGGAGGCCAGUGAUGUCAUGCUGAUGUCAGUGCCUCUAAUUGUAAAUUGCACACAUAGACUGGCUGUUGGCUGUGGCAACAUUUCAGUCAGAGGAGACUUUGGAGGAGACACUGCCUCUUGGAAAACCUUGGAGUAAACACACAUACACACAGAGAAUGGCUGUAACUGGGGAUGAGACAGAAACAGGUCCUGCAGGUGACUUCACUGCCUGCCAGCUGCAUAAGCCCAGCUCCAGCCUCCCACAGGGAGUGGCCGCUGCCAACGCUCACAGCUCCAAGAAGCCCACAGAGGAUACUGUACAGAAGAGAGAGCUUCGCCUGAUGAAGAACAGGGAAGCUGCUCGUGAGUGUCGACGAAAGAAGAAGGAAUACGUCAAAUGCCUUGAAAACCGCGUGGCCGUGCUUGAAAAUCAAAACAAGACUCUCAUUGAGGAGCUCCGAGCCUUGAAGGAUAUCUACCGACACAAGAUGGAGUAGAACACCUUGAAGUUGAGGAGGAAGCACACUUGUUUAGAAACUGUGUCGUCUUCUUCUGUGGGGUCUGUCUUGAGGACUCAUGCACACACGCUCACAUGAACACACACUGAAACAAAACGCUCUCUGUCUCUAAUGUUAAAUGUGUUUUCAUGGUGAUGUCGAUGCGUCUGGCUCCCAGUUGUCCAUGUGCUACAACCAGCAACAACAAAGACCUUGUUUCAGGUCAGGGAUACCGAACAGUGAGCUUGAUUUCCACAGCACAGACAAUUUGUGGGAGCAAGCUAAAGACAAAAGAACCUGAAGACUCGUAAUCGCCCAGCAUUGACCUGCCAUUUUACAUUCCUUUAUAACUAUUUUCAACUAAGAAAAUAACGAAAACCUCAUUGUAAACCUUGAACAAAUUGGAAUUGAAAAAAAAAACAGACAGUAUGCAACCCAAUAAAUGUAUCUUUCCUUUUUAUUUAUUAUAAGCCUCAGAAUCCAUUGAGCAUCCAUGUAUGGGCUUUUCUGCUUUUGUCACGUAGUAUUGAUAUUUAUUUGGGCUCACGUUCACCUUGAAUUUCUUGUCCGACUUUCUUCAGUGUUUGCACUAAAAAUGAAAGAUCUGUAUAUUUAAGUCAGCAAAUAUAUUUUGUGAAAAUGAAUAUGACUGUGUUUGCUCGGUGCCGGAUUUAUUACAAUCAGAAUUGAGAAAUGCGUUAAUAUCAUGUUCUGCUUAUUGAUGCGUGUUUCGUGUGGAAACCAUGCUUUAACUCAUUCCUCGUCUCUUUGUUUACUUAAUCAAUGAUCUAUAUUUGAAAGCGAUAGGUUCAAAAUGCAUUUGCCUGAAUAAAAUUCUCUCUUUUGUCUGA